Molecule: messenger RNA, 6975 nt
Organism: Cheilinus undulatus (humphead wrasse)
Lineage: Eukaryota; Metazoa; Chordata; Actinopteri; Labriformes; Labridae
Gene: prkcab
Product: protein kinase C, alpha, b
Exons: 18
Coding region: 117-2159 (680 amino acids)
Biological process (GO): protein phosphorylation
Molecular function (GO): zinc ion binding; diacylglycerol-dependent serine/threonine kinase activity; ATP binding
Source: RefSeq, a predicted model, not a curated record
UGUCAGGAGCUGCUCAAACACCACUUGUGAGGAGAGCAGAACCUCUCACGUAUCGGACAAACGGAAGUUGUGGCUUUGUAUUUUUUCUUUUGUUUUGUUUUGCCAGCCCCACCGUUAUGGCUGACCAUCUUUUACAUUAUAAUGACUCGGCUGGGGUCGGGAAUCGGUUCGCCCGCAAAGGUGCUUUGCGCCAGAAAAACGUGCACGAGGUAAAAAACCACAAAUUUAUUGCGAGGUUCUUUAAGCAGCCGACGUUCUGCAGCCAUUGUACGGACUUCAUAUGGGGAUUUGGGAAACAAGGAUUUCAAUGCCAAGUUUGCUGUUUCGUGGUUCACAAACGCUGCCAUGAGUUUGUCACCUUCUCCUGCCCUGGAGCUGACAAAGGACCUGACACAGACGACCCCAGAAGCAAACACAAGUUCAAGAUCCACUCUUACGGCAGUCCCACCUUCUGCGAUCACUGUGGCUCGCUGCUGUACGGCCUCAUCCACCAGGGGAUGAAAUGUGACACCUGUGACAUGAACGUGCACAAGCAGUGUGUGGUCAACGUGCCGAGCCUAUGUGGGACGGACCACACGGAGCGUCGGGGUCGCCUCUUCCUGAAGAUCGAGGUCAACAUGGACAGACUACACGUCACAGUGGGUGAAGCCAGGAACCUGAUUCCUAUGGACCCAAAUGGUUUAUCAGACCCCUAUGUCAAACUCAAGCUCACCCCGGACCCAAAGAACGAGACCAAACAGAAGACCAGGACCAUCCGCUCCUCUCUCAACCCCUGCUGGAACGAGUCUUUCACUUUUAAGCUGAAAGCAUCAGAUAAGGACCGCCGCCUGUCCAUCGAGGUGUGGGAUUGGGACAGAACCACCAGGAAUGACUUUAUGGGCUCCAUGUCUUUUGGGGUUUCCGAGUUGAUCAAAGCUCCACACUGUGGCUGGUUCAAACUGCUGAACCAGGAAGAAGGCGAGUACUACAACGUUCCCAUCCCCGAGGUGGACGAUGUCAACCUGGAGCUGCGGCAGAAGUUUGAGGCCUGCCAGUUAAAUAUCCACUAUCUAAAGAAAGCAAAGCUGGGCCACGGUAAGAAAGUGAUCACACCAUCAGAUCACCGGCGGUUCAGCUUGCCGUCAGGUAACAUGGACCGGGUCCGACUGAGUGACUUCAACUUUCUGGCCCUGCUGGGGAAGGGCAGCUUUGGCAAGGUCAUGCUCGCAGAGAUGAAGUCGACAGAGGAGCUCUACGCCAUCAAGAUCCUGAAGAAGGACGUGGUGAUCCAGGAUGAUGACGUUGAAUGUACGAUGGUGGAGAAGAGAGUAUUGGCCCAGAGGGACAAACCGCCGUUCCUCACACAGCUCCACUCCUGCUUCCAGACUGUGGAUCGACUUUACUUUGUGAUGGAGUACAUCAACGGGGGAGACUUAAUGUAUCACAUCCAACGAAUGGGCAAAUUCAAGGAGCCACAGGCUGUGUUUUAUGCUGCAGAGAUUGCUGUCGGCUUGUUUUUCUUGCAUCGAAAGGGAAUCAUCUACAGGGAUCUGAAGCUGGAUAACGUGAUGCUGGACUCUGAGGGCCACAUCAAGAUUGCAGACUUUGGCAUGUGUAAGGAGAACAUGUAUGAAGGAAUGAGCACACGCACCUUCUGUGGCACCCCGGACUACAUCGCUCCAGAGAUUAUAGCGUACCAGCCGUAUGGGAAAUCAGUGGACUGGUGGGCGUAUGGAGUUCUUCUGUAUGAGAUGCUGGCAGGACAGCCGCCGUUCGAUGGAGAAGACGAAGACGAGCUCUUCCAGUCCAUCAUGGAGCACAACGUGUCCUACCCCAAGUCCAUGUCUAAAGAGGCCGUGUCCAUCUGCAAGGGACUGAUGACCAAACACCCGUCGAAGCGUCUCGGCUGCGGCCCUGAGGGUGAGAGAGACAUCAGGGAGCAGGCGUUCUUCAGACGCAUCGACUGGGACCGCCUUGCCAACAGAGAGAUCCAACCGCCGUUUAAACCUAAAGUGUGUGGCAAAGGAGCUGAAAACUUUGACAAGUUCUUCACACGUACUCAGCCUGUGCUGACUCCUCCUGACCAGCUUGUCAUCGCCAACAUCGACCAGAGCGAGUUCGCCGGCUUCUCCUACAUUAACCCUCAGUUCAUUCAUCCGUCUCUGCACAGCGUGGUAUGAGGAGAGAGAGCUGAAAACACAAAAGCAUGGACUGCAGGAUCCUUCCUAACUCCAACUAACUUUCUAAAGACUUGUACCAUCCUCUACAGUAUUCUGUCUACCUGUUACUGAUAUCUGUGUGCAGAAAUGACAAAGGAGGGGGGAGCAAAGGGUCAAAUGGUUUGCUAGAGAAAGAACAUAGCACUGAUAUUUUCUAUCAGUUUCCCAGGCUUCUCUUAUUAUCUUCUUUAUUUUGUAUUUAUUCCUCCAAACAUGCUUUUGGCUUUUUUUCCCCCUGUAAACGAAUGUUAGUAGAUUAGACAUAAAGGUUACAAGAUGGUUUUCCUUUUCAUCCUAGCAUCUCAUGUUUCACUUCUUACUGCGCAAAAAGCUGCAACGCACGACUAGAAUGGGACAUAUUUUUCUGCUCUGUCUCUGCUUUAUCUACUUUUGAACCGCUAAAUGUGUAUUUUAUAUUUAUAUACAACACAAAAGAGGUAGUGUACUGUUACACGAGUGCCAAAGUACUGUAGAAAUGGAAGAAAAUGCAUUUCUUUUGCAGUUCUUCAAUUCAUUGUAAUGUUUUCCCCCCUCUGGCUUUCCUAAAGUGUCAGCACAGUAAAACCCUGCUAAAGAGGGAUUGUUUUUAUAUCUGUUGUUUUGUAGGACAUUGAUGAACAGUGUUUGAACUCAACAAAGUCAAGAAGAAGCACAUUAAGCUAACAAUUACAGAGGUAUUUUAAAAAAAACAUAGUAUAGUGGAGAAGUUCACCUUUUAACCUGAUUUCAUCAAAAAGUUAAACUUUUCUAUAUUCUUCAUUCAUGAUGCAGAAGGUGAAACAUUCCAGGCCAUUUUUAUUGAGAGCAGCACAAAGACAAGAUUUUUAAUGUUUAUUUGUACAGGCACAUCUUGAAUUUGAUGCCUGCAACACUUUCCAAAAAAGUUGGGACAGUAUCAUGAUUGCCAGAGUGUUUAAUCACCUGAUCCUCUAACAGCACAGUAAGCAUCUGGGGACACUAAUUAUUGAAAGUUCUUCCUUGAUUCUUCUAUUCAGUGCAGGGAUUCUGUCAUCAUAUUUGUGAAGCCAUGCUGUUGUAACUCAUGUACAAUGCUGCUAAUCUUUUUUCUCUAAAAAUGAGCAGGGACACCCCUGAGGGAGAUGUCGUCUGCUCGGAAGCACAGGUAGCUCCUAAAUCCACAGUAAGCAUAACAUAUAGGUUAUUCAUUUCUUUAUUGAUUCUAAUUCAUAUUUUAAAAUGUAAUAAACCAUAUUAGUUUAAUUUUUACUUUCCAUUUCUCUUUUUAUAAAAAGAUUUUGCAGAUAAGCCGAAUAAAUAAGAACAUUUCCAAGAGCGUUGGAAGAGCAUUUACAAAAAAGUUUGGACACCAUGUAAAACCUGAAAAACAAAGUGAUUUGCAAUUUUUUUCAAACUAAUAUUCAAUUGAAUACAGCUAGAGAUAGAAGAUAUUUGAACACAAGAUAUUCAUGUUUAACAUUAAAUUUACUCACGUUCUGACUUUGAUGCCUUCAACAUGUUCCAAAAAUAUUGGGACAGGAGCAUGCAAGCAUCUGGGGACUGACGACCAAGCGGCAACCUCCGGCCCUGAAAAAUGAAGCCAAUGCAGAAGUGCAAAAACUUGCAAUACGUCUAUUGUCCACUUGAGGCUGGCUGCGGGAACACAGGAAGUCCUGUCUGAACAUAUGUUAAAAAGACAUUUUUACACAAGAAAUAAACUGGUUUACUGCCUGGUUCAAAAAAUGAAACAUGUCUCAUUAGCUAAUGUCUUCAUGUGCUCCCACUGUACGGGGGAUGAAUUUUUUUGUACCACAAUCAUUUCGAUUAUAUUUAAGAUAAACCUCACUGCGCACUGAUUGGCACAUUUCAUCUGAUUGACAGAUAGCUCGACAGGCAGAUGCUACCUCCAGAAGGAUGGCUUGAGUGCUAGCUGAGCUGACAGGAAGUCGGGCUCAGUGGGCGGGCUCUUGUCUGCCACUAGGUUGAUCCAAAGUUCAGGUGAGGCAGCAAUUUCAAUAUUGAGCCUGUCACAGAUUGGCUUCAAAAGCUGUUUGAGUCCGCCUUUGUAAUCUGACGUCACACAGGCUUUGUCCAAUUCUUUUUACAGUCUAUGCUGAGGACAUUAAUUGUUGAAAUACUGAACCUACCCAUUCAUGCUUCAUGCACAUUUUCAGUAACUCAACAGUGCAGGUUUCUGCCAUAUUUUGAGCUUUAAAAUCAGCCAAAAACUUUAAGCAAGAGCCAGGUCUGGACUGCUUGCAGGCCAGUCUCGUCCCUCACUCUUUGACUGUGAAGCCAUGCUGUUGUCCAUCCUGCAUAAUGUGGAUUGGAAAUGUCUUGCUGAAAUACGCAAGGACGUCAUCUGGAUGGAAGCACAUGUUGCUCCAAAACCUCACAGUAUUGCUGGUGCAUUCACAGAUAUGCAAGUGACCCAUGCCAUGGGCACUAUUACACCCCAUGCCAACAGAGAUGCAGGCUCUUAGUGUAUUGAUAGCAGUCUCAAUGGCCUGUAUCCUCAUUCAGGAACAUGAUGGCUAUUAUCUCCAAAAACAAUUUGAAAUGUGGACACGUCAGAGCACAGCAGAGUUCUCCACUUGAGGUCAGUCCAUCUCAGAUGAACUCAUGCCCAACGAAGCCAGCAGCACUUCUUGAUGAUGAUUUAUGGCUUUUUAUUUGCAUAAUAGAGUCUUAACUUAAAUCUGUAGAUGCUGUAAAACACUGCAUUAACUGACAGUGGUUUUCCGAAGUGUUUCCGAGGCUAUGUUGUAAUAUCCAUAUCCACAGAAUGAUGCCAGAUUUUAACGCGGAGCUGCCUGAAUGGUUGAAAGUCAUGAGUUAUCAGUGUCAUCAGCCUCACCCCAGAAAUGUGCAGAAAUUCCUCCAGUAUCUCUGAAGCUUUUGAUGAUCUUGGGGGCUAUGAUUGGUGAAAUCCUCGAAUUCUUUGCAAUUUUGCAUUGAAGAAGCUGCUGGAGUGAUUGCCCACUUAUUCUUUUACAUACUGGGCAACAGUAUUGCUGAUUUUGACUGACAGAGCCUUUCAGGAGUGCCCCUUUUAUGCCCAAAUAUGGUAUUAUCGCCUGUUAGUAAUUAACCUACUUUUCUGUGGAAUUAUUCAGGUGUUUCUUGAGCAUUCAGAAACUUUUCUUGCACCUGUCCCAGCUUUUAAGGAACACGUUGCAGGCAUUAAAAUCAGAGUGUUUUUUUUUCUUUUUGUUUUUUUACAUCAGUACAUUAAAUAUCCUGUCUUUGUGUUGCAUUCUACUGAGUAUGAUGGAAAAAUGUAGAAAUCACUAUUCUGUGUUUCAUUUACAUCUUACACAGUAUCACAACUUUUUUGGUAAAGGGCUUUGUUUAACAAUUAUGAAAAGCUUACUCUGUGAAUAAAAUUUCUUGGGGACAAAAUGAACUUUUCCACAACAUUCUUAUAUUUAGAGAUGCAUUUUUACGAGCUGUCCCGGCCUUUAAGAGCAAAAGUUGAAGGCAGGAUGAAGGUCAGAAAAGUGUGGAUCAAAUAGAGGGUGUUUAAAAGUAUGAAGAUGCUUUUUUCCAUAUGCAUAAAGCAGAUCUCUGUUGCAUGCUUAUUUUCUGACUCUGUAUGAGCAGUAGGCUCUAGGAUGCUGUACACGUCUGGUAUCAUUGUAAAGUUUAGCAUUAAUGAUAUAAACUAUGUUAAUAUAUAAAUGUUGUAUGUUUUAAAGAGUCUUAUUCUAAAGAGAAAUUGUUUUUUUGUUCCUGUUUUAUGUUCUGCUUUACUCACAGAGACGUCUAACCUUCUAUUCUAUGUCGACCGUUUAUUUUGUAAAUAUGUUUCAAAAAGAGAAGUUACUCGCAGAUUUUAUACUACGAACUGAAUGUGCUUUUACUACCGUAGACAGUUUGAACAUUUGUAUGUUUAGACGACCCCUGAGAAGUGAAACAUUUGGCUGAUUCUUUGGUAGCUUUGGUAUCAGAAGACCUUGUUAUAUGUAUUUCCACUAUUUAUCCGUUGUUUUCUACUACUCAGUGUCAUGGCGAAUAUGCAGCAACUACCGUGUGUGAAACGUUUGAAUGCCCUCUUGCCUUGGUCGUCUCCGGACCGACUCCUUCUGUAACAAGACGUUUUUAGAGCCGUCUUUUCUUUCUUGCAUAUAUUGUGUGCAUGCGUGAGGCGAGGCCUGGUCUAAGCAUGAGAAAGACCCCCCUGCAUGAUACAUGAGAAACCCCUCUUCCUCUUCUGGUGUGGAGCAUGGAGUUCCCCCCAUGUAUAGUCAUGCAGAAUGAGACAACCCUGCCCGAUGAGAAUCGUGCACUUUUCCGCUCAUGGUCUCUUUCUUAUUCGCUGUAAUGUAGCCCAACCUGUUUGGCUUUAAGCUGAAUUAUUAACAGACAACUAUCUGUAAAAAUGCUUCUGUUGUUUUUUGUUCACUGGUGCCAAACUCUUUCUUUCCAGUCAUGUGUGUCAAGCAGUGUUUUUUUCCAGAGGCACACAAAGCUAAAACAGUGAGGCUUCAUAAAACUGCCAAAUUUACUCUAGGAUUGGUUACUUCACAUGUAGACUGAUGUUGCAGCUGUCACAUCUGGACCAAAAUGAGGUUUUAAAGGUGAAAAGAAAAGUGAAUGUUUACAUGUCUCACAUUGAGAAGCUUUAUUAAAGGAGAGAAACCAACCAACAAACAAACAACGUUGGAACUAUGACAGAUUGUGAAAAGUCAGGCUGGUCAGGGUAUAAACCACUACAGGCUACACUUAGAGCCACAGGGAUGUUUGUAUGUGAUCCUUUCUUUCUGUGCCCCUGCUUUUGUUUACCUGAUUCUUCUUGUUCCUCUGUUCAUUGUGGUAU